AUGACGGCGCUGGUGGCGACGGCGGCUCCGCUUCGGGGAGGUGGGCGGAGGGAAGGGAAGGCGGGGCCGGAGAGGAAAGAGGAAGAGGAAGGAACGCGCCUGGCGUCACUGAGGGUGUCACCCGGGACCGCGGCUCAGGUGCCCAAGCUUCUCCGCGAGCCCAGCGCUGCCGCUGGGCGGCCGUCGCGGGCGCGGGGAUCCUGGGUCGCUCCGCCUUGCCCCACACGCCCCACGCCCCACGCCCCGGGACUUACACCUGGGGUCGCUCCCCGCACGCGCGGGCCUCGCGCGGGUGCCACCGCAGCGCCCCCUGCAGGCCGGCGCCGAGCUGGCCCCGGCCUGAGGCUGGCCCGGAGUUCCGUGGCCCCAGUGCCGGCCCCGCGACUGCUGCUCCGGCCCAGCCAGGCUGCCUUCGUGUUGAGGCGAAAGGACUGGGCCUCAGUGGGUGAAGGGACCGGGUGGCCCGCUCCCACCUAGGGCAGAGGCUCGAUCGGCCGCGGCGAGGCUGGGCCCGGCAUUACUGGGAGGGGAACUUGAGAGCCGCGGGUUGAUGUACGGAGCUCAGGCAACGACUGACCACCCACCCUUCCUCGAAGAGGAACAAUGGCUUGGGUUUGGUUUUUAAUUUUUGAUUCCCCCACCGCCCCUUUCUUGAUUCCAAAGGAAAUAUAGCAUUCAAGCUCCAUGUCUGUUGGGAAUAUAUAAUUCCUUGGCAAAGAAAGAGGAAACAUUUGUCUGAUAAACACAAGAAUCUCAAUAAGAAUUGCAUUAUCGAGAACUCUUCCCACUGAAAAGUUCACUGAAGUAGGGAAGAGGAAAGGGAAAAUAGGGGACCCCACACGCAUGGGCCUUGUGCUGUCGUUGCCGUGGCACCCCUUCUAGAAGGUAGAUAUUUUUCCUCCUGACAAACACUACAACCUUUAUGAAAAUAUUUCACUCUUUUGCUUUAAUUUCCAUUACUGCUAUAAGUGAAAAAAGGAUGAAGGAUUGAAUGAAUAGGAUUGAACCAUCUACUAGGCACUGUGCUUGUAAAUUUAGAUAUGUAUUUUUUUCUAUUUAAUCCUAACAAUAACUCCAUGGGAUAUUUUUCUUAUCCCUAUUUUAUCUGUGAAGAAACUAAUGUUUAUAGAGCUCAAGUAAUCUUAGUAAAAAUCAUGAACCUGGAAUUAGCAGAACCAGCGGUCAAACCAAGGUUUAUUUAGCUCCAGACCGUUGCUUUACUAUAAACUAUACUGGGUUAAUUUACAUUUUUCUUCAUAAAGCUAUGCUAGUUAUGAUUUACUAUCUUGCUGUCAAAAGAUUUUCAGUUUUUCAUAUUUAGAAUUUGUUCCAGUAUACUUUACAAUGGUAGAUCUCAGAGUUUUUGAAAUGUAGAUUUGUGGGCCCAAACCCUGGACCUACUGAUUCAGAAGCGGUGGAGAUAGGGCCCUACAGCAACCUCUCCAGGCAAUUCUGAUGCGUGGGAAAGUUUGAGGACCACUGCUUUUGAAUAGCAGAGUUAAGCUGAAUUGGUUCAUUCUCUUACUUUGGAAGACGAUGGUCCUUUCUUUCAGAACAUCUCUUCAAUCUUUUACAGACGAAUAAAAGUGAUAUUUUGUAGAUUUGUGAUUACAGUGUCACAAAUGCCAAUUAUGAUGUUUCCUAUGUCAACUCAGAUUCUUUGAGGUGUACUGUUGAUGCAGAUGCUGAGGCCAAGUCUGUGUUCAGUGAGAAAGAGCGGGUAAUUGAAUUAAUCUCUGCUGCAUAUGUGGAAGUAAAAUAAUACGUGUGUUACUAUUUGUCGUCCCCAACUUAGGACUCUAUUCUUUAUAACAGAAGUGGGAGCCUUGGACAACUGAACACCUAUCUCUAGCUCAAGAAAUGUCAGCUCUUUUUUUUUUUUUUUUGAGACUGUCACCCAGUCUGGAGUAAAGUGGCGCCAUCUUGGCUCUCUGUAACCUCCACCUCCUGGGUUCAAGCGAUUCUCCUGCCUCAGCCUCCUGAGUAGCUGGGGCUACAGGUAUGCACCAUCACUCCUGGCUAAUUGUUGUAUUUUUAGUAGAUAAUGGGGUUUCACCAUGUUGGCCAAGGUGGUCUCAAACUCCUGACCUCAGGUGAUCUGCCUGCCUCGGCCUCCCAAAGUGCUGGGAUUACAGACGUGAGCCACCAUGCCCGGCCAAGAAAUGUCAAUUCUUUAUUGUAGCUUGGCUUUCCAUAUUUCUCACCAGGCUUUUUAUUUUCUAGUUCGUAAAUCAUAUUUGGCGUUUGUAGAUCACUCCUUCCCUUUUAGUGGCAUUCUCUAUUAGGUGUCUGUCUCCCAAUAUGAAGAAACAGUUUUCUUCUUUUUCCUCCUUUAUCUGAUCCAUUUACAGAUUUAUUAUAUUUGUAAUAGGCUAGGUAUUGGGGAUACAAAAAUGAAUAAGAUAUGGUCUGUUCUCAAAGGUAUGCAGAAACUUUUCUAUAUAUUCCUACUGACUUGUAUUUAUAUUUCUUGAAUUAAAAAAAAAUCCUGGCUGUGUUUUUUUUGUUUUUUGCUCUUAGUGAAUCUUUGUUUCUUCUUUUCAUUAUGGCAUUCCAAUUGAGUUUCACCACUCAUUAUCAUGAGAAUAAAUAAUUUCACUGACUUUAAUAAUAUUUGAUCACUUAUGUUGAUGUCAUUUAGCUCUCUUUACAUUUCAGUGGUCUAAAACACAACUAAGACACUAAAAGAAAAAUAAAAGAUGAGAUUAUUAGGCAAAUAAUUACCGCAUAGUCAACUCAUGAACAAUAAUAGUGCAUGCACCUACAGGAAAUUCUCUGAUUGUCACAUAAACUAUUUGGCUAUUGUUCCAGACAUGCUGUAAUUUCUGUAGUUACACACUUAUCUAGCUCACAGCAGAUUAGAAACUAUGAAUAACAAGGCAAGGGAAGGAAAUGCUGUUAAUAUAGGUAGUUUGAGAGGAGCAAUCUCUAUUAGUUGGCAGAAUAAGCACAGGAAAAACAAGAAAA
Pongo pygmaeus (Bornean orangutan) is the source of this 2967-nucleotide messenger RNA. RefSeq names its product atherin-like. The record is from RefSeq and is a predicted model, not a curated record. The transcript is spliced from 2 exons. Lineage: Eukaryota; Metazoa; Chordata; Mammalia; Primates; Hominidae. The coding region runs from base 1 to 477 and encodes 158 amino acids.